CCAAUCAGCUGAUGAGUUUAACGUCAAAACAAUCGGGUCUUUCGUAACGUCAAAUCAAAACACACGGGACUACAGGUAGCCCCCACUGAAAUUGCAGGAUGUUCAGCAUUCGCUGCCUGCGCCAGUGCUACGGUCUCCGGACCCAGAAGAUCCAUGGAUCCCUCGGUUCUCGCAGGGAUUUCACGGCCCUGUGCAGGGGGAGAACCCCAUUAAUGGGGCACCAGAAAUACGAACUCCGUUUAACCCACGGAAAAGGAGGCGAGGCGGAGGGUGGAGCCCUGAGCUUCAUACUCCUGCGAUGGUCGAAAACCGCCUGGAGCAAUAUGUUCGGAAAGUACCUCCUCAUAACGAACGUGGUGGGAUCGGGACUCCUGAUGGUCGUCGGCGAUGUGAUUGCCCAGGAAUACGAGUACAGAAGAGGAUUGCGGCACCAGGAUCGCUUCGAUACGGAUCGCAUGUACAGGAUGUUUGUGGCGGGAGCGCUACAAGGACCCCUCCAUCACUACGUUUAUAAUUGGAUGGAUAAAGUAAUGCCCGCCCGCACCUUUCAGAAUAUCCUCAAGAAAAUCCUGAUCGACCAGCUGGUCAUGUCGCCCGCCUGCAUCCUCAUCUUCUUCUACUCCAUUUGCUAUCUGGAGCGUCAGACGCUGGAGGCUACCAACCAGGAGCUAAUCUCCAAGUUCCCCUAUGUUUAUCUGCUGGAUUGGAUGACCUGGCCGGCGGCUCAGUACCUGAACUUUCGCUAUCUGGACACCAAGUACCGGGUGACCUUCGUCAAUGUGUGCACCGCCGUUUAUAAUGUACUCAUGUCCUAUAUGAAACACGAUUUCGGGAUUCAUUUGCCGCUGGAGGAGGAGACUUUGGAGAUUCCAGCGAUUCCAGAAGCCCAGAAGUCCGUUUAAGACAUAGGAUACAUGUGAUAUUGAUAGGAAUCUAAAUUACCAAGUCAUUUUGUGCACACGAGUGUUAUUAUGUAACCAGAAGAGGCUCUUAAUAUCAAUAUAUAUGUAUUUAGUACAAAAGUGGAACUAAA
Molecule: messenger RNA, 1033 nt
Organism: Drosophila takahashii
Lineage: Eukaryota; Metazoa; Arthropoda; Insecta; Diptera; Drosophilidae
Product: mpv17-like protein 2
Biological process (GO): cellular response to reactive oxygen species; mitochondrial ribosome assembly
Cellular component (GO): mitochondrion; cytoplasm; membrane
Source: RefSeq, a predicted model, not a curated record